Xenopus laevis (African clawed frog) is the source of this 3381-nucleotide messenger RNA. RefSeq names its product CBFA2/RUNX1 translocation partner 3 S homeolog (gene cbfa2t3.S). Lineage: Eukaryota; Metazoa; Chordata; Amphibia; Anura; Pipidae. The record is from RefSeq and is marked provisional. Gene Ontology annotation, molecular function: transcription corepressor activity. Gene Ontology annotation, cellular component: nucleus. Gene Ontology annotation, biological process: regulation of DNA-templated transcription; DNA-templated transcription; negative regulation of DNA-templated transcription.
GAAGAGGCAGUGUGAGGCUGGGAGCCAGAGGAGCAGCAGGCAGCUGGGCAUCGGGACAAACUAGAAGGACGUUCACUGCAUUGCUAUCCGGGCAACUGUCAUUUCAGGAUCUUAACAUUGGGGCUGGCAAUAGUUUACCCCCUCUGCUCUUGAGUGUCGAGGGAACCCUUUUUUCACAUUCAGUUGGGAGAGCUUUAUCCUUGCUCGGCUACGAGGAACUUGGAAUGGGUGAGUGAUGUAGGGAGGAGGGCGACAGAAGUUGCACCGCGGCUCUGCGAGGAACUGUGCGACAAAGUGACAGCUGGGAAUCAGUCUGAAGAUUAAAGGAGACAUUGGCGAGCAGGACACGAGCCAUAGAGGAGGGACAGUCUGCUGCUGCUGCUGCAAGUGACCCCUGGGACUCCGGCUUGUGAUAUGGUGCUGGAUCUACUUCUGCUGGGACCAUUGGCUCUGGGAUCUGCUUCCUGCUGCUUUUGAUCACUGACCUCCAGCCUGACUCCAGGACACCGGUAUCUUCUAGCAUACAGUGGUUACAAUGCCAGACUCACCGGCUGAUAUAAAGACUCAGACACGGAAUAGCCCAGCCAACAUGCCCCCUCCUUCACCGGCACUGAGCCAAGGGGCCACCCGCAGCUCAUCGUUUACACCAAGCACAAUCAUGAAUGGGAGCAGUCACUCUCCGACUGCCAUUAACGGAGCACCCUCCACCCCCAAUGGUUUUAGCAAUGGGCCCUCUGCCUCCUCCUCUGCUGCACUAACGAAUCAGCAGCUCCCUCCAGCCUGCGGAGCACGGCAGCUUAGCAAGCUCAAGCGUUUCCUUACCACCUUACAGCAGUUUGGCAGCGACAUUUCACCGGAGAUUGGUGAACGUGUGAGGACUUUGGUGCUAGGGCUAGUGAAUUCCACACUUACCAUUGAGGAGUUCCACUCAAAGUUGCAGGAGGCCACAAACUUUCCUCUGCGGCCAUUUGUAAUCCCCUUCUUAAAGGCUAACCUUCCCCUGUUGCAGCGUGAGCUCCUGCAUUGUGCUCGUUUAGCAAAGCAGAGCCCUGCCCAGUACUUGGCACAGCACGAACAGCUUCUUUUUGAUGCCAGUUCGAGUAGUUCCCCCAGUGAUUCCCCUGAGUUGCUCAUGGAGGUGAAUGAGAAUGGCAAGCGUCGGACCCCAGACAGGACCAAAGAGAAUAUACAGGAAGGAGUACACCCUGAUCAUCCUGCCAAGCGCACAUGUACCACAAGCCCCGCACAGAGAUUUAGCCCCAGCAAUGGACUCAUCCACCCUCCAUCUAAUGGACUACCACACCCUACACCACCACCAACUCAACAUUAUCGCCUAGAGGACAUGGUACUGACACACCAUUAUCGACACACAGAGCCACGGGAGAUGCGAGAGCGCCAUCGACAGACAGCUGUCCAUGAAGUAAUCGACCACAGACUUACGGAGCGGGAGUGGGCAGAGGAGUGGAAGCAUCUCAACAACCUUUUAAACUGCAUCAUGGACAUGGUGGAAAAAACAAGGCGUUCGCUAACUGUACUUCGCCGUUGCCAAGAAGCAGAUCGAGAAGAGCUAAACCAUUGGACACGGCGCUACAGUGAUGCAGAGGAUCUAAAAAAGACUACCAGCUCUACAGGUCAACAAACAAGACACCACAACAACUCAUCUAGCACAGAGUCCUCCCCAACUGAACUAACACGGGACUUCCUACACAGGCCUCAAGCAGGAUACAUGCCUGAAGAGAUCUGGAGGAAGGCAAGGACGGUGAACGAAGUGAAGCGACAGGCUAUGUCAGAACUGCAGAAAGCCGUGUCGGAAGCAGAGCGCAAGGCGCACGAUCUCAUCACUUUGGAACGCGCCAAGAUGGAAAGGACACUGGCGGAAGCAAAACGCCAGGCAUCAGAGAAUGCAGCAUCUGUCAUCAAUCAGCAGGAAGACUCAAGUGAGAGCUGCUGGAACUGUGGACGAAAAGCAAGUGAAACAUGCAGCGGCUGCAACACUGCCCGAUAUUGUGGCUCAUUUUGCCAGCACAAGGACUGGGAGAAACAUCACCAUGUGUGUGGUCAGUCUGUACAUCAUCCAUCCAAUGUACCGCCAGCCCCUACUACUCCAGCCACACCAGUGGCCAGUCCCACUGCAAGCAGCUCUGUCUCCCGAUCUGGAACCCCUGCCACUCCGCUACUGCUGGAUACGGCCUCCCGCUAACAAAGUAAACGGACUAGUCAUUCAAAUGUCACUCCCUCCCACAGACAAUUCCACCUGCCACUUUGGAAGAGACACAACCAAUGUUUUGCUGUGUGGCUGGCUUGCUUUAAACCAGAAGUCAACAUGAAGAUGCUUCACACCACUGUAAAACGUUACAUCGGUUCCUUUGUGAAUCUACUGGAUGGAUCUAAGAUUUACAUAAAGGGAGUGCUUACCUAUAACUGCUUUGAAUUUUUUUGGCUUUAAAAUGACAAAAAAAAUCCAAAAAUAGAAAUGUAAAAUGAAACUACCUUGCUAGUCAGCCAAGAAAUGUCCAACACCAAGAACAUCUAAAGGAAUCCAACCCCCCCCCCCCCAUUCCUUAAUUUAUUCCAAACAUUACCAGCCCUGCCAAAGCCCUUUUGACCCUUUUAGUGGAGGGGAUAUUGUGGAUUUUCAUGUCUGGGGAGCAUUGAAGCCUAAAGAGACCAAGGCAUUAGAAUGGAAGCAAGAGAAAUGCACAUCUUAGAAGCUUCUCCAGAGAGGUCACUGUGCUGCUGCACUUAACAUCUGCAUCUUCUCCUCUACCUCUUGUGCAGCAAAUGCCUCUUGUCAUUGUCGGACUGUUGCUUAGUUUUCUUCUUUCAGGCAUUUCUCGAAGAAGAAAUCAGGGUCAUUCUGUCUUUUCCUAUCAGAAAGACUAUGUUCUGAAUCUCUGUCCUGGCCUACUAGUACUGAUUAAUUGAAAGAGGUUACGUAUUGAUAUGCUUGUGAAUUGCUUGAUGGUGGCCAUUGAUGCCCUCAUCAGUUGGGAGUUGAACACAGGGACCCCCUGGCUCGCAUACUUCAGCCCACAGAUGGUAAAAUUGUACAGAACAUUUUUUUUAUUUUCUAUUUAUAAAAGCAAACAAAAUAAUUCCCACAAGGGGGACAUGAGUGCAAUAUGAAAUGUGCAAGGCUACUGAUGACUGGGGGAGGCAGCUACAAAUCAAAAUAAUGAAGGACAAGUCAUGCACAAGAAGAAACUAUUAGCCAGGGGAAUGUGUGCACUGUGAAAAGAAUAUCCAACCAUACCUAAAUAAAUCAUAGAAAGCUGUAAAGCUAAAGUUUGGGGGCGGUAUCAUAAGGCACUUUCUGGAGUAUAAUGCACUGAUAUUUCACUGUCCUUACUGCUGUUUGUAUAAUAUAAGAUGGUGCAUUAA